This is a messenger RNA of Notothenia coriiceps (black rockcod), 1074 nucleotides long. Its product is annotated as tetraspanin-18. NCBI's taxonomy places the organism in Eukaryota, Metazoa, Chordata, Actinopteri, Perciformes, Nototheniidae. The record is from RefSeq and is a predicted model, not a curated record. Bases 340 to 1074 code for a protein of 244 amino acids. The transcript is spliced from 8 exons. Gene Ontology annotation, cellular component: plasma membrane.
UCAGCCACUUCACAAAACUGUUUGCAUACCAAUCUCCCCUCAACAUUGCGAGCCUGGCCAAACUGGGAUCGCAGAUCUAGGAGCGGUGGAUUUUAUUAGUUGGACGCUGCUGGGCAUAAUUCCUCUCCGUGGCUCAUCGACAUUUGUUCUUUUAUUUGACUACUUUCCUCCAGCAGUCCCAGGCUUCUCACAUCGGCUUUUUAGAAACAUUUUCCCAGGGUCUUGUCACAGAGAGAGGUUCCGACACUGAGCUGCGUUUUGAGCCCAUGAAAACAGGAGAGGAGGGAGAACCGAGAGAAGUCAUCAGAUUCACCUGAACGGAGGCACACGCAGAUACUCAUGGGGCAGGGAGAGGCUUCAGCGCGGGGGACAACCAUGGAGGGGGAUUGUCUGAGCUGCAUCAAGUACCUCAUGUUUGUCUUCAAUUUCCUCAUCUUUCUGGGGGGCUCUUUCCUCCUGGGAGUGGGAGUGUGGGUACUGGUGGACCCCACAGGGUUCAGAGAAAUUGUCGCAGCGAACCCCCUAUUAUUCACUGGUGUCUACAUCAUCCUGGGCAUGGGAGGCAUGCUGUUCCUCCUGGGCUUCCUCGGCUGCUGUGGAGCCAUCCGCGAAAACAAGUGUCUGCUCCUCUUUUUCUUCAUGCUCAUCCUCCUCAUCUUCCUAGCAGAGCUGGCUGCUGCCAUCCUGGCCUUCAUUUUCCGGGAGCAUCUGACCAGAGAGUACUUCACCAAGGAGCUGAAGAGACACUACCAGGGCUACAACAACACUGAUGUCUUCACCUCAACAUGGAACGCCGUCAUGAAUACAUUUGACUGCUGUGGGGUGAACAGCCCAGAGGAUUUUAAGGACAGUCUGUUCAGGAUGAUCAACCAAAAUCAUAUGGUGCCAGAAGCCUGCUGCCAGCGUGCCAGUCAGACCGGGGAGUUGGCCUAUAUCAACAAGGAGCAGUGCUUAUUGGGCAAUAUGAUGUUCCGCAAUAACAAGGGCUGUUACUCUGCAGUUGUUGACUACUUCGAACUGUACAUCUAUGUGGCUGGAGCGCUUGCCAUUGUGGUGCUGACCAUUGAGGUAUGA